Molecule: messenger RNA, 1478 nt
Organism: Penaeus chinensis
Lineage: Eukaryota; Metazoa; Arthropoda; Malacostraca; Decapoda; Penaeidae
Product: dipeptidyl peptidase 1-like
Exons: 8
Coding region: 9-1388 (459 amino acids)
Cellular component (GO): lysosome
Molecular function (GO): cysteine-type endopeptidase activity
Source: RefSeq, a predicted model, not a curated record
UGAGAAAAAUGUUCUGCCAGCACUCUCGGCUCAGCAACAUCAUGUUUCGUGCCGUGUUACUAGCUGUCUGCGUGUCACUGGCCUGGUCGGACACGCCGGCCAACUGCCUGUACGAGGACAUCCGCGGCACAUGGACCUUCCAGGAGACGGAGCGGUCGGGCGACAGCAGCCUCAGCUGCGACGAACUCGGCCCCGUCGUCCACACCAAGACCUUCACCCUCAGCUUCCCCGACACCGCCAUGGACGAGCUCGGGAACGAGGGCACCUGGACCAUGAUCUGGAACCAAGGUUUUGAGGUUAACAUCAACGAAAGGUCGUACUUCGCCUUCUCCUACUACGAGGGUGACUUUAUCUCGUCCACCUCCUACUGCGACCGCACCUUUAACGGCUGGUCACGUGACAAGACCGUCAGGAACUGGUCUUGUUUCAGCGCCCAGAAGAACACGAAGACCACGCCUCGUAUCAGUCAAAAGGUCAAAGCGCCUUUGCCUUCAGGAGCUUUCAAGAAUGACCAGAAGAUGGUUGACGACAUCAACGCUUCCCAGACGUCAUGGAAGGCUAAGGUCUAUGAAAAACAUGAGAAGUACUCAGUCGAAGAGAUGUUCCUCCGCGCGGGAGGUCCCGGCAGCGUCCUCCCCAACCCCCCCUCCCCCGCCCCCGCGACCCCCGAGCAGAAGGCCCGCGUCUCCUUCCUGCCGGAGAACUUCGACUGGCGUGACGUGGAGGGCGUGAACUACGUGAGCGCCGUCAGGGACCAGGCUUCGUGCGGCUCCUGCUACACCUUCACCUCCAUGGCUCAGCUGGAAGCGCGCUUGCGAAUAGUCACCCGUAACCAGCGCCAGGACGUCUUCUCAACGCAGGACGCCGUCUCGUGUUCCGUGUUAUCCCAGGGGUGCCUCGGAGGCUUCAACUACCUGAUCGCCGGACGCUACGCCAUGGACCAGGGCGUCGUGGCCGAGGAGUGCAACCCUUACGCUGGUCUCCUUGGCACCUGUGACACCGACGAGACCUGCGCGCGCACCUACGUGAGCGAGUACGAAUACGUGGGCGGUUACUACGGAGCGUGCAACGAGGAGCUCAUGUUGCACGCCCUUGUUGCAGAAGGACCGAUGGCCGUGGCUUAUAUGGUUUAUGAUGACUUCCAUAACUACGAGGGAGGGAUCUACCAUCACACUGGUUUCAAGAACGAUUUUAACCCACUUGAGGUGACCAACCACGCCGUCCUGCUGGUGGGCUACGGCGUGGACAACGCUACUGGCGAGAAGUACUGGACGUGCAAGAACUCGUGGGGCGCGGACUGGGGCGAGGACGGCUUCUUCAGGAUCAGGAGAGGAAGCAACGAGUGCUCCAUCGAGUCCUUAGCUUUCCAUUCUACGAUUAUUCCUUAAGAGGAAAAGAGUGAAGAGUGAAAGAAAUUGGUGAAGAAAAGAGGAUUGAUUGGUGUAUAGGAUACAGAAAUAAUAAAUUUAUGAAGAUAU